This is a messenger RNA of Mucor mucedo, 1040 nucleotides long. RefSeq lists its product as uncharacterized. The transcript has 3 exons. The record is from RefSeq and is a predicted model, not a curated record. NCBI's taxonomy places the organism in Eukaryota, Fungi, Mucoromycota, Mucoromycetes, Mucorales, Mucoraceae. The coding region runs from base 123 to 710 and encodes 195 amino acids.
UUUUUUUUUUGCCUAAAUAUAGGAGCAAACCUUACUUUUCUUGUUCUAUUUUAUAUUUUUCUUUGCCAAACAUCCUAACUUAGCCAAAUUUCAUUUUUUUGUAUAUUAACGUCUAUAACAAAAUGUCCUUGACAAAAGAAUUAGCAGCAUGUGCCAUUUACGGGCUGGAAAUAACUGAUGAAAACAAAGAAGAAGCAUUGCGUCGCCUACAAAAAGCUAGACUUACUCCUGUCUAUUUAGCUAAUGGAGACCCUACCGUGGCCGUUGCUGUAGGGAUCCAUAAAGCAAAAACAGAACCUUGGAAAUUCAAGGAAUUUUUAUCAGAGGAGAUAAAAAAUAAAGAGGACAAAAGUACAGAAGAUAAUAAAUCUGAAAAUAGUCGCGACUCUUAUGAAAUAGAAGUGCCCCAAUCUAGGAGAGCUGUCAUAGAGUUGGUGAACAUGAUAUUAUCACCACACCCGAUUGAAAGUAUUACCCAUGAAAAAUUUUUAACUGAAAAGGAUCUCUACGAGCUUGUAAAGCCAUAUUUCGCCGAGACAAAUUUUUCAUGCAAUCAGCUGAAUGAUUGGUUAGGAAAAGAAGGAUCGUGGGGUUCGACUAAGAGAAAAGUAGUCCAUGGAGAGAGAUUAAGAGGGAGAACACUCCACGUCAUACGGCCAGAGUUACGAGGUAAGAUAAUUUUGCGUACUGAAUAUACCAAUAACAAAUAACGAAUAACGAUAAUAUCUUAAAGACUUUUUGUGGAAUGACAUUUCGAACGUGAAAGAAUUUCGAAAGUCAGUAAGGGAAAGUCAUCACAAAACAGCAACUAUUGGCUACGUUAGAAAAUCAAAAACAACCGAGAAGAAGGAAGCGGUUGAAAAAUCUAUCAAUUUGCAAGUAGCCAAAAUGAAAAAAAAGUUACUAUGCGAAGAUGUGUUUGCAAGUUGCAGGGCUAAUGCAGAUGAUAAAAUUGAUGACAGGGAUAUUAAAAGUACAAUUAUAUACAAAGUCUCGCAUGUCCGUGGCGACUGUCAAGGUAAGUAAAGCACAUAUUCUAA